Pseudoliparis swirei is the source of this 1820-nucleotide messenger RNA. RefSeq names its product proteasome 26S subunit, non-ATPase 11b (gene psmd11b). Gene Ontology annotation, molecular function: structural molecule activity; protein binding. The transcript is spliced from 13 exons. Gene Ontology annotation, biological process: ubiquitin-dependent protein catabolic process. The coding region runs from base 1 to 1269 and encodes 422 amino acids. The record is from RefSeq and is a predicted model, not a curated record. Gene Ontology annotation, cellular component: proteasome regulatory particle, lid subcomplex. Lineage: Eukaryota; Metazoa; Chordata; Actinopteri; Perciformes; Liparidae.
AUGGCGGCCGCAGCAGUGGUUGAGUUUCAGAGAGCCCAGUCUCUCAUCAGCACGGACAGCAACGCAUCGAUCGACAUUCUCCACUCGAUAGUGAGGAGAGAUGUCCAAGAGAACGAUGAGGAAGCCGUCCGGGUUAAAGAGCAGAGCAUCCUGGAGCUGGGGUCACUCCUGGCCAAGACGGGACAGGCUGCAGAACUAGGGGGACUGCUGAAAUUUGUGAGGCCUUUUCUGAUUUCUAUCAGCAAGGCCAAGGCGGCCCGGCUGGUCCGUUCUCUGCUGGACCUGUUUCUUGACAUGGAGGCAGCAACGGGCCAGGAGGUUGAGCUGUGUCUCGAAUGCAUCGAGUGGGCCAAGGCCGAGAAGAGAACCUUCCUACGACAGGCGCUGGAGGGGCGGCUGAUCGCGCUCUAUUUCGACACCAAAAGAUACCAGGAGGCCUUGGCGCUUGGCACCCAGUUGCUCAUGGAGCUGAAAAAGAUGGAUGACAAAGCUCUUCUGGUCGAGGUGCAGCUGCUUGAAAGUAAGACGUACCACGGUCUCAGUAACCUGCCCAAGGCCCGCGCAGCCCUCACCUCGGCCAGGACCACCGCCAACGCCAUUUACUGUCCUCCGAAGCUCCAGGCAGCCCUGGACAUGCAGUCAGGGAUCAUCCACGCAGCAGACGAGAAGGACUGGAAGACCGCCUACUCCUACUUCUUUGAGGCCUUCGAGGGCUACGACUCCAUUGACCACCCCAAGGCCGUCACGUCGCUCAAAUACAUGCUGCUGUGUAAGAUCGUCCUCAACCUACCGGAAGAGGUCCAGGGCCUGAUCAGUGGGAAAAUGGGUCUGCGACAUGCCGGCCGAGAGACGGAUGCAAUGAAAAGUGUCGCCCAAGCCUGUAAGAACAGAUCAUUAGCCGACUUUGAAACGGCCCUCACGGAGUACAAAGCGGAGCUGAGGGACGACCCCAUCAUCAGCACUCACCUGGUCAAGCUGUACGACAACCUGCUGGAACAGAACCUCAUCCGGGACAUCGAGCCGUUCUCCAGAGUACAGAUGGAACACAUAUCGGGUCUAAUCAAACUGUCAAAGGCGGAUGUUGAGAGGAAAUUAUCACAGAUGAUUUUGGACGAAAAGUUUCACGGAAUCCUCGACCAGGGCGAAGGCGUCUUGAUCAUAUUCGACGAGCCGCCGGUGGACAAAACGUACGGAGCAGCCUUGGAAACCAUUCAGAACAUGAGCAAAGUCGUGGACUCGCUUUACAACAAAGCCAAGAAGCUCACAUAGAGCCGACCGAUAGCCGUGCGAUGGAGGAUCCGUGUGUGUUUGACCGGCGCGUCACAUUUUAAGAAGGGGAUGAGGGAGAGCAAUGAAAAAAGUCUCACAAACUGCAACGGACAGGAUUUUCCCCAUCCCCCUCCCCCUCUCCCUCAUGGACAAUUUCAUCACUUCUCUUGUUUUUUUUAUUUUAUUUUUCUCCUUUUUUUGAUUUUGCCAUCUCUUCAGGAUUCUGUAAAACACUCAGCGGCCAAACAAGGGCCAUCAGGGAAUAUUGUACAACCACAAUGAAAUAAAAAAAAUAAAGAUUAAAAGGUUUAAGAAAACAUCUAUGUUUAUAUCGGGCUUGCCAAGCCUCGAGCCGACUCCGCUGCCGCAGCCGUUCCUCCUGCUGGUCCACAUCCUGGUUUUUGGAAGGUCGGGACACUUCUUGGGAAACUGAGUUCAUAUUCUGAAGAGCUCCCUCCACAUAACUCUUUUUUCUUUUUCUUCACACCAUAUCAAUGCCAACAGUUACAUCCCCACUGUAUUUCAGAUGUAUUAAACUCACUUUAUUUGUU